Malus domestica (apple) is the source of this 1932-nucleotide messenger RNA. RefSeq lists its product as uncharacterized. Lineage: Eukaryota; Viridiplantae; Streptophyta; Magnoliopsida; Rosales; Rosaceae. Gene Ontology annotation, molecular function: transmembrane transporter activity. The record is from RefSeq and is a predicted model, not a curated record. Gene Ontology annotation, cellular component: membrane. Gene Ontology annotation, biological process: transmembrane transport.
UCCUACCUCUCUGUUUGGUCGGAGAACUGAGCUGAGCAGAGCAGAGCAGAGUGAUCCGUUUUCAGACCGAACAGAACUGCGACAAUGAACGCAGAGUCGGUGACAUUGCUGUUAGUAAAUCUGGCAAGUAUUAUGCAGAGAGCCGAUGAGUCAUUGCUGCCAGGGGUGUACAAAGAAGUUGGGGCGACUCUCCACACCGACCCGACUGGGUUGGGGUCGCUUACUCUGUUUAGAUCCAUCGUUCAAUCCUCCUGCUACCCACUCGCUGCUUACCUCUCCAUGCGUCACAACCGAGCCCGUGUCAUUGCUCUUGGCGCCUUUCUUUGGGCUGCUGCCACCUUCCUUGUUGGCUUCUCUUCCACUUUCCUUCAGGUGGCUGUUUCAAGAGGUUUAAAUGGAAUUGGACUUGCCAUUGUCACUCCUGCUAUUCAGUCUCUUGUUGCCGACUCAACUGAUGAGAGCAACCGUGGUACAGCAUUUGGAUGGUUACAACUAACAGGAAACAUUGGCUCCAUAAUUGGCGGUCUUUGUUCUGUACUAAUAGCGUCCACUUCGUUCAUGGGCAUACCUGGUUGGAGAAUUGCAUUCCAUUUGGUUGGUCUCAUUAGUGUCAUAGUCGGUAUAUUGGUUCUCCUUUUUGCCAAUGAUCCGCACUACAUAGAGAGCAGCGGUAGAGCCAAAGAUAUAAUUCCACAUAAGCCUUUUUCAUCAGAAAUGAAAGAUCUGGUUAAAGAAGCAAAGUCAGUUAUUAGAAUCCCAUCUUUUCAAAUUCUCAUUGCUCAGGGUGUCUUUGGAUCAUUCCCCUGGUCAGGUUUGUCAUUUGCUCCUUUGUGGUUAGAACUUAUUGGUUUCUCGCACAAAGAAACGGCAGUUCUUUGGACCAUAUUUAUUAUUGGUGGAUCACUUGGAAGUCUCUUUGGAGGAAUCAUGGGGGAUACCCUUGCAAAACCCUUUCCCAAUGCUGGGAGGAUAGUUCUUUCACAGAUAAGUGCCGGUUCAGCCAUUCCUUUUGCUGCUAUUUUGCUACUGGUGUUGCCUGAUGACCCAACAACAGGCUUCUCACACGGGCUGGUCUUGUUCGUCAUGGGAUGGUUUACUUCCUGGAAUGCUCCAGCAACUAACAAUCCCAUAUUUGCCGAGAUAGUCCCUGAGAGGUCUCGUACCAGCAUAUAUGCUUUGGAUCAAUCAUUCGAGUCCAUCCUAUCAUCAUUUGCUCCCCCGAUAGUAGGACUUUUGGCGCAGCACGUUUAUGGUUUUAAGCCAGUUCCUAAAGGAUCAUCAGAUUCUGUAGAGGUUGAAACAGAUAGAGAAAACGCUGCAUCACUUGCCAAGGCACUCUACACAGCAAUGGGCAUUCCGAUGACACUCUGCGUUUUUAUCUACUCCUUCCUUUACUGCACAUACCCCAGAGACAGAGACCGGGCUAGAAUGCAAGCAUUAGCAGAAUCCGAAAUGCAGCAGCUGGAAACGAAUUGUUCCCCUUCACGAGGAGAAUACUCUGAAGUUCAUGUUUCAGAAUCAAAAAUACCAAAUGGAAAUGAAAAAAGCGAAAUUGACAUCGAAUAUGGAUUAGAGGAGGUCAUUGAUUUGGAUGAUAAUGAUGAGAAGUCCCUUCUUUCCGAUCAUCAAACAUUCUCAAAUCUGAAAGAAUAGGGGAUGUACAAAGCAGAAGCUGAAUUUUGUUAAUUGGCUUCGUGUAAACCAAAUCAAGUGCAGAAAAUUUGCAUGCUUGGGUGGAUGCUCAUGAAAUCUUUUUUAAGUUAACAACUAGAAUGUCUGUCGUACCGCAUUUUGUUAUUUGUUACUAACACACUCAAUGGUUUAUUUUGAGGGUUUCCACAGAUUUUAGAGCAACAAUUUCAAAGGUUACCAGUUGAUUAUUGUUAUAAUCGUAACUGUUCAUUCUUGUUGUAGAUAUAACCUCUUUAAUUC